AUGCGAUGGUUGAGGUUUCUGAAAUCUGAGCCGUCGUAUUCUGAGAGGCUACGACGGAUCGAGGUUGAAUUGGUCAACACUGAGCAUAGCUUGAAGAGCAUCCUGUACGAUAAGAAGCGGUUUUUUGGAUAUACGUGCAUCGUAACCGGUUUUACUUUCACAUGCAUUGCGAUUUAUGCGUACUUUUCGUUGCUGCCGCCAAAACUGGGUGAUUUAUGUUUAUGGCUGAUGGUCGUCGCCUUCUGCAUGACCUUCUUCUACCUAAUGAAGGUGAUGUUUUCGUGGUACUUCAGUCAGCGGGUUGAGUGGUACCAGCUGCACUUGGAAACGUUGAAACAGGAACGCAUAGACUUGUUGCAAGAAGUUCGUGAAAAAGAGACCUAUCAUGUGGCUAAGGAUCUGAUCGAUCGCUUCGAUCCAGAGGGGACGACAACGUCGGCGUUGGCGGCAGGCGCUGCCACCGAUUUGAACGAUUGUGAUUCGACUACCGGUGGCUUUAUCCGCUCGACGUCACGUUAUCCGUCGUUCGUGACUCCGGACUCGCUUUUAACAGGCCUCAAGCAACAACGAUCGGUUGUUGACAAAAUCGUCGACUUCUUCCUCAAUGAUGGACCGAACAACAGAUACGCACUUAUCUGCUCUGUAUGCUGUGGUCACAACGGGACAGUUCCGAAAGACCAAAUCGCCGCCACUGCCUUCCGAUGCUGCUACUGUUUUGCGUUCAAUCCAGCUCCGAAAGUGGCAGAUCAGAACUCGGAAUCUCUGGACGUUAGGCUGUUCCAGGACUGCGGUACUCAGACCGAUUUGGAAGAUACCGAGGGAAUCGACAGUUGA
Molecule: messenger RNA, 834 nt
Organism: Soboliphyme baturini
Lineage: Eukaryota; Metazoa; Nematoda; Enoplea; Dioctophymatida; Soboliphymatidae
Source: the annotation of a GenBank genome assembly